Messenger RNA from Pelobates fuscus (common spadefoot toad), 1248 nucleotides. RefSeq names its product electron transfer flavoprotein subunit alpha (gene ETFA). Gene Ontology annotation, molecular function: flavin adenine dinucleotide binding; electron transfer activity. Gene Ontology annotation, cellular component: mitochondrion. The coding region runs from base 75 to 1076 and encodes 333 amino acids. The transcript is spliced from 12 exons. Gene Ontology annotation, biological process: fatty acid beta-oxidation using acyl-CoA dehydrogenase. NCBI's taxonomy places the organism in Eukaryota, Metazoa, Chordata, Amphibia, Anura, Pelobatidae. The record is from RefSeq and is a predicted model, not a curated record.
CUACGUCAUUUCCCUGCGCAGCAAGCUGACUCGCUACCCCUCCGGUCACCUCUGUGUUGGACAGUGAGGUUGACAUGUACCGAGCUCUGAGCACCGGCAGGCAGCAGGGGACAUCUGUCCUGCGAAGGCUUCUCAGUACCUUGGUUAUUGCAGAACAUGACACCAAUCAGGUGACACCAAUAACUCUAAGUGCAAUCACUGCUGCCAAGAAACUAGGGGGUGAUGUGUCCUGUUUGGUUGCCGGGACCAACUGUACCAAGGUAGCUGAGGAACUGGCAAAGGUGGAGGGAGUGAACAAACUAUUUGUAGCUCAGCAUGAUGUGUACAAAGGAUUGCUACCAGAGGAGCUGACACCAUUGAUUUUGGAAGCACAGAAGCAGUUCAAUUUCACACACAUCUGUGCUGGAGCAUCGGCUUUUGGCAAGAGUCUUCUACCCAGAGUAGCAGCGAAACUUGAUGUAGCUCCUGUCUCAGACAUCAUUGAAAUUAAAUCUCCAGACACAUUUGUCAGGACAAUAUAUGCAGGAAAUGCCUUGUGCACUGUGAAAUGUGAUGAGUCUGUGAAGGUAUUCACUGUAAGAGGGACAUCGUUCGAGGUGGCUCCAUCAUCGGGGGGAAGUGCAAGCACAGAAACAGUUUCAGCCACGGCACCGGUUGGGCUCUCAGAGUGGCUGCAGCAAAGUCUUACUAAAAGUGACCGUCCAGAGCUGACCAGUGCCAAGAUUGUGGUUUCAGGAGGCCGUGGACUGAAGAGUGGUGAUAACUUCAAAUUGUUAUAUGACCUGGCAGAUCAGCUGCACGCAGCAGUGGGUGCAUCUCGUGCUGCUGUGGAUGCUGGCUUUGUCCCCAAUGACAUGCAGGUUGGGCAGACAGGAAAAAUUGUUGCUCCUGAGCUCUAUAUUGCCGUUGGGAUCUCUGGGGCCAUUCAGCAUCUGGCUGGGAUGAAGGAUAGCAAGACUAUUGUUGCCAUAAACAAGGAUCCAGAGGCUCCUAUAUUCCAGGUGUCUGACUACGGUUUGGUUGCAGAUUUAUUUAAGGUGGUUCCAGAAAUGACUGAAUUGCUAAAGAAAAAAUGAAAUUUUUUAAUGGGCAAAAUUCACUCUCCUAGUAAAUGUUAGUCUAAUUAACAAUGAAAAUUAAAAUCAUACGGUCUCUGCAAAACUGUUUAUACAUUCAUGCAACAAAGUAUUUUUUUUUUUACCAACAAUGUCCGUCUGAAUAGUCAACAAUAAAUACAACGAAAAACUU